Messenger RNA from Rhizopus microsporus ATCC 52813, 714 nucleotides. Its product is annotated as monosaccharide-p-dolichol utilization protein. Bases 1 to 714 code for a protein of 237 amino acids. The record is from RefSeq and is a predicted model, not a curated record. Lineage: Eukaryota; Fungi; Mucoromycota; Mucoromycetes; Mucorales; Rhizopodaceae. The transcript has a single exon.
AUGCAAUUACCCAAUAUUAUACGUGAACCAGCAACUGCUUUAAUAGGAGAAGCGUGUUAUAGUUCUUUAAUACAAGACUUGAAUUUGAAUGACAUUGAAUGUAUUAAAUAUGUGAUAUCUAAAGGAUUAGGACUGGGCAUCGUUUUAGGUGGAUCUAUUGUGAAGAUACCUCAGAUAUUGACUAUUAUUAAGAACCAUUCAGCCAGUGGAUUAUCAUUAACAUCUUAUCUUAUGGAAACAUUAUCUUAUUUUAUCACGCUUUCAUAUAAUCUUCGACAAGGUAAUCCAUUUAGUACCUUUGGUGAAAUCAUGUUUAUUUCUUUACAAAACAUAAUCAUCACCUGCCUCAUACUUUAUUUUGGACGACAACAAAAGCAAAUGAUGAUCACUCUCUUGGGCUUUCUUGGUUUAUUCUAUGCACUCAAUCAAAGCGUGCCAUCUUCAGUCUUGAGUAGUUUAUAUGCGUUGACGAUACCACUUAGUUUAGGUAGUAAAGUACCUCAGAUCUAUAUCAAUUUCAAAAACAAGUCAACAGGACAACUUUCUGUAUUUACAGUCAUCAAUUAUUUUGCUGGAAGUGCUGCUCGUGUAUUUACUACAAUGACUGAAUUGGAUGACACUCUGAUGCUAUUUGGUAAUCUAUUGGCUGCUACAUUCAAUGCCAUUCUUGUCUUACAAGUCAUACUUUAUAAUAACAAGCAUAAAAAAGAAUAA